Molecule: messenger RNA, 486 nt
Organism: Acaulospora colombiana
Lineage: Eukaryota; Fungi; Glomeromycota; Glomeromycetes; Diversisporales; Acaulosporaceae
Source: the annotation of a GenBank genome assembly
AUGGAAAAGCUCAGAGAAAAACUCACCACCCUCCGUGCUGAAGCAGAUACUGCAAGCCAACGAGCUGAGGAUGCAGAAGCUCAGAACAAGAAGCUUGAACAGGAAUUGACAGCUAAAGAACAAGAAAUCAUCUCACUCCAAAACAAAAUCUCGCUUUUGGAAGCUGAAGUUGAACGGGCUGAAAAAAAACUUUCAGAUGCUAAGCUUGCUAAGGAAGAAGAGGAAAACACAAAGAACAUUUCUGAAAGCCUCCAGAGGAAGGUCGCCUUACUUGAAAAUGAAUUAGAUAACACCGAAAAGAAUCUGAAGGAAACAGUGGAAAAAUUACGUCAAACAGAUGUUAAGGCGGAACACUUUGAGCGCAAGGUACAGCAACUCGAGGCAGAAAAAGCAGAUUUGGAGAAAAAGUAUGAUGAGAUGACAGAGAAAUAUAAUGAAAAGGACAAAGAAUUGGAAGAGACCCUCAAAUCCUUCGAGAAUUUGUAG